AUGGGAGGCAGAGGACGUGAACUCUGGAUAGGAAGUGCCCAUUCUCUUAGAGAAACCACUCAGGACAACACAAGGGACGCCUUCUAUGAUAAACUGAAUGCGUGGGUGUUUAAAAUACCGAGUCAGCAGGUGCUCAUGGUCGGAACGUCAGAAGCAAAUGCGAAGAUGGGACUUGAACAACAAUCCUAUGUGCUAGGAAGGUGGUAUUAUCCAGCGGAGCGCACGUCGGAUAACGGUAACUAUCUGGUCGACUUAAGUGAACUGACGGGUCGCUUCAUCGCUUCCACGUUUAAGAGAAAUCAUCAACCCCAUCAGCAUACAUGGCAAGGACGUUGCUCUUCUGGCUUUAAAGGGACAACCCCUUUAAAGCCAGAAGAGCAACGAAAGCAGAGAAUUGAAACAUUCAAACCUGAGCAGGACUACGUUCUAAACACUCCUCAUCUAUAUUGUGAGAUGAGGAGUGAAUAUCUCGAGCUGUUCGAGACGUACGCUCAACUCUGA
This is a messenger RNA of Necator americanus (New World hookworm), 501 nucleotides long. RefSeq lists its product as uncharacterized. The coding region runs from base 1 to 501 and encodes 166 amino acids. The transcript has a single exon. The record is from RefSeq and is a predicted model, not a curated record. NCBI's taxonomy places the organism in Eukaryota, Metazoa, Nematoda, Chromadorea, Rhabditida, Ancylostomatidae.